CUGGGAGGAAGCGUGCGGAGGUAAGAAGUCGCCCCCGUGGGAGACCUGUGCUUUCGUGCCGGUGAAGACCCUGGAGCGGCUGUCAUGGCGCAGGUUUUGAACCUCAACAAUGAGGUUGUCAAGAUGAGAAAAGAAGUGAAGAAAAUCAGAGUUUUAACGAUUCGGAAACUAACUAGGCAUAUUGCUAAACUGAAGGGGAAAAAGGGUACUGAAGAUGCAGUAUUGAAAAACCACAGACGUGCACAGAGAUUACUAGAAGAAAUUCAUGCCAUGAAGGAAAUAAAACUUGAUCACGUUACCAAAUCAGCACUUGGGAGAGAAAUUGACUUUGGGGUUAUCUGUAAAAAGCCCAAUUCUACAGCAAGAGACAGAGCAAUUGCUAGAUUGAUAUCUCAUCCACUAUUGAAGACCAAAAUUGCUAAUAUUAAAGCUGCAGUGGAAGAUUUUAAAAAUGCGAGACAGAAACCAGCUAGAGCUAUUUCUUCAACAGAACAACAACUGGAAGAGCAGCUUAAUAAGCAUCUUGGAGAGACCCAGCAUUCUGUUAGUAGCAAAACACUUAAACAAGCUGAAUCUCGAGCUAAAACAAUGACAAUCGAAAAACCACAAAUUGAUAGGGGGAAAAAACACAAUUUUGAGAGUGGGAUACAGAAAAUGGCAGAUAAUAUGAAAAAAUGUCCCUCAUACACUUCUGCUGUGCCUGACACAGAAAAUGGUAAAUUAAUUCAUCAGGAUCAAACUGGAAACUCUGAAUAUUCACAAGAAAAAGUAUAUUUGAAUGACAUUGUAAACAAAGCAGUAGAUGGCUCUGAUGAAGGUCCAGGUAAAAAUGAGGGCAGUGGAAAGGAGGAAUGUUUUGAUGACAGUACAGAAGAGAGGUUCUAUAAUGAGUCUUCUGGCACCGAUGAAAGUAACAACAAUGAUGAUUUCUUCAUUGGCAAAGUAAAGAGAAUGAAAAAAAAGAGAACGGCUAAUACUUCACAGCCUACAGACCCAAAUUCCAAAGACAGCAAUCAGAGUUCAAAAGCAGGGAAACUAGAAUCUGAGUUUUAUUAUUCAUUGUCCAACACUCAAAAACCUGAACAUGUGAAAAGAAAUAUUAGAGGCCAUCUUCGUAUAAACAAGACAACUUUUGAAAAAAAUCACCCACAGAAACGGAUGCCUAAAAGUUCAGCAGUGAAAUAUACUAUUAAGAGGAGCCCUCCACAUCAACCUCUUCAUCCAUCAUGGGAAGCUAGCAGAAAAAUGCGAGAGCAAAUAUCUCAAAUUACAGCAUUCCAAGGGAAAAAAAUUAAAUUUGAAGAUUAGAAUUUUCUUUUUAAAGAUGGCAUCACUGAUUUUUAGCUGUUUUUGCAGUGUUGCAUAUUAACAAUCUUGCAGCAAAUGUGUGAAGCAGUAUAAGCUAAAAAAAUUACUUUGAGGAAAAAUAAUUUUUCAUUGCACAACAUUCCUGUUUUUUAGCAAACAUAUUUUUAGGUGAUCUUAUAGAGAUCUUGCAUAAAAAGAUCAGUGGGUUCAAUCUGGUCUGUCGAAUCAACCUGUAGAAAUCCUUCACAGAGAAUGCUUUGAAUCUUCUAAGACCCAUUGCUGAUGAUCUGCAAGAUGUUUAUUAACCAAGAGAGGAAGAAGAGAGCUCUAAAUAGCUAAAUUAAAACUAAGAAGACAGUGGGUUCUUAUUUAUUCCACCUUCAUUGUAACAAUAUGUUUGGUUUAUAUGCAUUUAAAUGCUAAUUCAGUUGCAAGAUUGAUUUUGGUUGCAAGGUUGAUUGUAUGGUUUGAUGGUUUUGUUUGUUUUCAUUUAGCCCCUACUCAACUGCUUCUUUCCUGUGGUCAUGGAUAUGAAACAGAAACAUGUAUGCAGUUUGAAGAAUAAUUGAUGAAUCUUAUGAAAGUAGACUUUACCUUUGAAAUAAUAAAUCUAUAAU
Protobothrops mucrosquamatus (brown spotted pit viper) is the source of this 1925-nucleotide messenger RNA. RefSeq names its product serum response factor binding protein 1 (gene SRFBP1). NCBI's taxonomy places the organism in Eukaryota, Metazoa, Chordata, Lepidosauria, Squamata, Viperidae. Gene Ontology annotation, cellular component: 90S preribosome; nucleus. Bases 85 to 1308 code for a protein of 407 amino acids. The record is from RefSeq and is a predicted model, not a curated record. Gene Ontology annotation, biological process: maturation of SSU-rRNA. The transcript has 8 exons.